AUGGCAUCCAACAAACCAGUCAAUGGCGUCGUCCAGCCACCGACUGUGCAGCGGUUGGAUCGACCGGGACGCCAUACAAAUCAACUGGAAUAUAUCUUAAAAACGGUUAUGAAGUCCUUGUGGAAUCAUCAUUAUGCGUAUCCCUUCCAACAGCCGGUCAAUGCGAAAAAACUAAAGCUGCCCGACUACCAUGAUAUCAUUAAACAGCCAAUGGACUUGGCUACGAUUAAGAAGCGAUUGGCGAACAGUUACUAUUGGUCCGCCAGGAGGCUGCCGCCGAUAUAA
This is a messenger RNA of Drosophila grimshawi, 285 nucleotides long. RefSeq names its product homeotic protein female sterile-like. The coding region runs from base 1 to 285 and encodes 94 amino acids. The record is from RefSeq and is a predicted model, not a curated record. The transcript has a single exon. NCBI's taxonomy places the organism in Eukaryota, Metazoa, Arthropoda, Insecta, Diptera, Drosophilidae. Gene Ontology annotation, cellular component: nucleus; chromatin. Gene Ontology annotation, biological process: chromatin remodeling; regulation of DNA-templated transcription.